Molecule: messenger RNA, 2764 nt
Organism: Nannospalax galili (Upper Galilee mountains blind mole rat)
Lineage: Eukaryota; Metazoa; Chordata; Mammalia; Rodentia; Spalacidae
Gene: Dlx1
Product: distal-less homeobox 1
Exons: 3
Coding region: 544-1311 (255 amino acids)
Biological process (GO): cell differentiation; negative regulation of transcription by RNA polymerase II; embryo development
Molecular function (GO): DNA-binding transcription factor activity, RNA polymerase II-specific; RNA polymerase II cis-regulatory region sequence-specific DNA binding
Source: RefSeq, a predicted model, not a curated record
UGGGGGCGGGCGAAGGGUGGGGACAGUAAGGGGGAGGGCGACCGCGGGGAGCCGCUGGUUGGUUUCUAGGGGGAAAGCGCGCGAGGGAGGCGGGAGACUGAAGAGUCGCGCGCCUCCGGGGUCCCAGCGCGGAACCGCAGCCCAUUGUGCGUCCCGCACCGCGCGUUCUGCCGCAGAGGAGCCCCGGCCGGGAAGUGUGGACCAGACUCUCCCCAAGGCCCGGCCGCGUCCACCGCUCUAGUCCAGCCGAGCCCGAGAGUCUCGGACCAAUCCCCGGUGAUUAUGCAAGACAGCCGACCAAUCAGCUCCACCAGCUCAUGAAUAUUUAUGACCUUGGCUGAGUCAAAGCUUUGAACCGAGUUUGGGGAGCUCGGCAGCAUCAUGCUUAGACUUUUCAAAGAGACAAACUCCAUUUUCUUAUGAAUGGAAAGUGAAAACCCCUGUUCCUCUUAAAUUGGGUUCCUUCCUGUCCUGAGAAACAUAGAGACCCCCAAAAGGGAAGCAGAGGAGAGAAAGACCCACACCCAGACCCCGCGAGAAGAGAUGACCAUGACCACCAUGCCAGAAAGUCUCAACAGCCCCGUGUCGGGCAAGGCGGUGUUUAUGGAGUUUGGGCCGCCCAACCAGCAAAUGUCUCCUUCUCCCAUGUCACACGGGCACUACUCCAUGCACUGUUUACACUCGGCGGGCCAUUCGCAGCCCGACGGUGCCUACAGCUCGGCCUCAUCCUUCUCCCGACCGCUGGGCUACCCCUACGUCAACUCGGUCAGCAGCCACGCGUCCAGCCCCUACAUCAGUUCGGUGCAGUCCUACCCCGGCAGCGCCAGCCUCGCGCAGAGCCGCCUGGAGGACCCAGGGGCGGACUCUGAGAAGAGCACGGUGGUGGAAGGCGGCGAAGUGCGCUUUAAUGGCAAGGGGAAAAAGAUCCGUAAACCCAGGACAAUUUAUUCCAGUUUACAGUUGCAGGCUUUGAACAGGAGGUUUCAGCAAACCCAGUACCUAGCUCUGCCUGAGAGGGCGGAGCUCGCAGCCUCCUUGGGACUCACACAGACUCAGGUCAAAAUUUGGUUCCAGAACAAACGCUCCAAGUUCAAGAAACUGAUGAAGCAAGGCGGGGCAGCUCUGGAGGGUAGCGCACUGGCCAACGGCCGAGCCCUGUCUGCCGGCUCCCCACCGGUCCCUCCAGGCUGGAACCCGAACUCCUCAUCUGGGAAGAGCUCAGGCAGCAGCGCAGGCUCGUACAUCCCCAGCUACACAUCCUGGUAUCCUUCAGCGCACCAAGAAGCUAUGCAGCAGCCCCAGCUCAUGUGAGGUUGUCAGUUCGCACCCACCCGCCUCUUUCCCAAUCUCCCUUAGCCCGGCCCCUCCCGCCUCCAGGUCCGUUCACCCCGUCCGUGUGCCCUGGGCUAGGAGAUGAAGGGCCCAGAGGUCUAGAGGAACAGUGAAGGCAGGAGGCUCACUGCCUCCUUGGAGCCCCUCGAGGUCUGGCCCAGCGACUUUCCAGCGCUCACGCUCUCGGCCUGAACCAAGCCUGGGACACUCGGUGACAGCAAAGUGGCCUCAAAACGCAGGCACAGCCAUCCGAGACAGCCAGAGCAGCAAGACAAACCUGCUGGACCAGACCCGACCCUCACCUUUGUGGGACUAUCAGGAAAAACAAAACAACAAUGUAGAGAAAACAAAAGCUCUUUUCCGUUCUGUCCGUCUCUUGUCUCCUUUUGCUCUGUCUGUGCACCGAGUCAAGGUCCUCGUGUGUCAGCUGUCCUCAUUCUGCGGCCUCUGCAAAAAGUCCCCAGGUCUGAGCCACACACGGUCAGCCGGCAGCCCAUUUCCGAAACCUGGGACACCUCUUCCUUUCUGGCCUUGUGGGUCCUGCUUGCCAUCUGUGUAGCUUGUUUGGGAAAUGGGGGGAAAUUAGAGGGAGGGGUUUAAUUUAUUGAAAAAUGGACUUCGUCUGAGGCUGAGUGUUGGCCAUUUCCGGGGCACCAAGUGGGCAUUGUCCAAACAUACUGUUUACUUUAAACACACCAGAAAAUAGAACACUGAGGGGCAGUGAUUUUUAAUUUAUACAGGAACUUUUGUACUUUGCUGGAAUCAAGUGGUAGGAGCAGAAUGAUUUGCAUUUUUACAUGUCCCAAAUUAUUAAAAAAUAAUAAAUAACAAAAGGAAGAAUGAGGUAUCAAAAGAAAGAUAAGUGAAGCCAAUACGAUUUUGUCAGGAAUGCUUGGACAAGGACGACACCCCGGCGAAGAAGGAAAGAAGUUUUAAUUUGGGUAGCAAGAGAGGGGACUGGUGGGCAGCAGAAAGAAAAUAACAAGUCCUGUGAAAGCGCCUAAUUUCAGGUUGCUUUAAAGUAAGACAAAAGCAGCUUUAGAACAAUCCCCAGUGGCUCUACCACAGAAUGCUAAUCACCACCCUGAACGCACAGUCUGGUGCAGGAUCUAAUCGCUGUACAUAUUAUUAUUGUUAUUAUUAUUAAUAAUUAUUAUUGUUGUUCUGUAAACAUGUUGCACAAGCUUAGCUUCUUUCCGUUCUGUUGUGUGUGGCUGUAAACCUGAUGCUUUGUGAAAUGAGAAUCUUGACAUUUUACUUGUGAAAUUUGGAAAGUGUGACCAAUUGAAAUCAACGUGUUUUGUGUUCUCUAUGUCAAAGUUUAGUUUUAUAUUGAGAAUGUUAACUUAUUGCUUUGUAUCUUCGGGGGAAAAACUUUGUAAAUAAGUUAUAAAGUUUCUUUGAGACAGUAAAAUUAUGGUUUCAAGAAAGA